This is a messenger RNA of Salvia miltiorrhiza (redroot sage), 1278 nucleotides long. RefSeq names its product putative late blight resistance protein homolog R1B-16. Lineage: Eukaryota; Viridiplantae; Streptophyta; Magnoliopsida; Lamiales; Lamiaceae. The record is from RefSeq and is a predicted model, not a curated record. Gene Ontology annotation, biological process: defense response to other organism. Bases 1 to 1278 code for a protein of 425 amino acids. Gene Ontology annotation, molecular function: ADP binding. The transcript has a single exon.
AUGCAGAGCAAGCUGGAGAUCCUGCCCAUCAUGGGUAUGGGUGGUAUAGGUAAAACCACUCUUGCUCGAAAACUUUAUCAAGAUCCACUCAUUCUUCACCACUUUAGCUAUCUUGCUUCGACCACAAUUUCACAAGAUUACAAUAUGAGGUCAAUUCUAUUAAGCCUUAUUCAGUGCAUAAUUGGAAAAGAAGAAUGUGACAAACAUAAUGGAAAGGGAGAUGGUGAGUUAAAAGAUAUCUUGUAUAGGAGCUUGUGUGGUAGAAGAUACAUGAUUGUAUUAGAUGAUAUUUGGAGCACCACAUUCUGGGAUGAGAUAAGGAGGUACUUCCCGGACAACAAUAAGGGGAGUCGGAUUGUGAUCACCACUAGGGAAUCGGAUGUCGCCAAACAUGCAGACUCCAAGAGUCUGCAUCAUAAGGUGCAGUUGCUGAGCGAGUCUCAAAGUUGGGAUCUUCUUAGCCAAAUUGUGUUUGGAGAAGAGGAUUGGCCUCAUGAGUUACAAGGGAUAGGAAAGAAGAUUUCAAGUGAUUGCGGUGGGCUUCCUCUGGCUAUCAAUGUGAUUGGAGGGCUGUUGUCAAAGGUGGAAAGAUUGAAAGAUGUUUGGGAGGAUAUUGGGAACGACGUAAGAGCUGCAAUUGCUGAAUGGGACGAGCAGUUCUUGAAUAUACUAUCCUUAAGUUAUAACCAUUUGCCGCUUCACUUGAAACCAUGUUUCCUCUAUAUGGCAGCAUUCCCCGAAGAUUAUGAGAUUGACCCCUUGAGACUCAUAUGGAAGUGGGUAGCAGAAGGAUUUGUGAAAUCGAACGGAGAUAAAAGUUUGGAGGAAGAGGCAGAGGAUUAUUUAAAGUCACUUGUAGAAAGGAAUCUAGUUUCGAUUACAAGUUAUGAUUGGUAUGGAAAAGCAAAGAGGUACAACAUGCAUGAUCUUUUGAGAGAUUUAUGCAUUAGGAAAGCUGAUGAUGAGAAGUUUCUACAUGUCAAGAAUUCCACAUUCUCUAACCAGCUGCAUCGUGUGAGUAUUCACACAUCAUAUGGAAUGGAAGAUGAUGAGUAUGCUUCUUCAUCAAAGAUGUCACUUGUUCGAUCAUUUCUACUCUUGAUCGAGUCCGAUAGGAAUGUACUUCCCAUGGUUUUCACAUUAAGAUUGCUUAGGGUGUUGGAUUUAUUGGAAAUGAAUAGGUAUGAGAUUGAGUUCCCGGAAGAAAUAUUACAACUUGUGAACUUACGCUACUUAUCUACCAAUUGCAAGUCAUUGCCAAGAAGUGGAAUAUCAUGA